AUGAAGGUCAGAAGAUGCCAGUCUCUGGGUUACUGGGAACCCUGUACUGUAUCUAGAGAGAACAGCACCGAGGUGAAUGAGUUUAGGCUCUUGGGACUGACUGACAGCCCAGGAAUGCAAGUCCCUCUUUUCAUAACAUUCACUUUCAUUUAUCUUGCUACUCUCAUUGGAAAUCUUGGGAUGAUCACGUUGAUUCUGUUGGACUCUCGCCUCCACACUCUCAUGUAUAUUUUCCUCAGUAACCUCUCUCUGGUGGACUGUGCUUACUCCUCGGCUGUUACUCCCAAGGUGAUGGCUGGGUUUCUCACAGGGGAUAAAGUCAUCUCCUAUGGUGGAUGUGUUGCGCAGAUGUUCUUCUUUGUGGCUUUUGCCAGUGUAGACUGUUUCCUGUUAGCUGCCAUGGCUUAUGAUCGGCAUGCUGCGGUAUGUAAACCCUUACAUUAUACCACUUCUAUGACCACGAGCUUGUGUGCUCAAAUGGCAGUAGGCUGCUAUGCCUGGGGCUUUGUUGAAUCUGCUAUCCACACUGGAUUCACCUUCUGCCUCUCCUUUUGCCAUUCCAAAGUGGUCCAUCAUUUUUUCUGUGAUAUCCCCCCAAUUCUGGCUCUCUCCUGCUCUGAUAUCUAUAUAAAUGAGAUUAUUGUACUCUUUAUAUUAGCAGCUUUCAAUGUCUGUUUUGCCCUUAUAGUUAUCUUGACCUCCUAUCUGUUCAUCUUCGUUGCCAUCCUGAGGAUGCGCUCAGCUGAGGGAAGGAAGAAAGCCUUCUCUGCCUGUGCCUCACACUUCACUGCUGACAUCUUCUACGGGACUGUCAUGUUCAUGUACUUACAACCCAAUUCUAGUCAUUCUAUGGACAAUGAUCAAAUGGCAUCUGUGUUCUAUACAAUAAUAGUCCCCAUGUUGAACCCCAUUGUCUAUAGUCUGAGGAAUAAAGAGGCGAAUAAUGCUUUCAGGAAAACCGCUAAGAAACUGAAGAUUCUGUUCAACCCAUAG
Molecule: messenger RNA, 993 nt
Organism: Enhydra lutris kenyoni (northern sea otter)
Lineage: Eukaryota; Metazoa; Chordata; Mammalia; Carnivora; Mustelidae
Product: olfactory receptor 5B12-like
Biological process (GO): sensory perception of smell; G protein-coupled receptor signaling pathway
Cellular component (GO): membrane
Molecular function (GO): odorant binding; olfactory receptor activity; G protein-coupled receptor activity
Source: RefSeq, a predicted model, not a curated record